AUGACUAUUGAAGACAAAAGAAGACCACACAAUUCUGCUCUUGAAGUUCGCCAAGACCUCCAGCAAUUACAAGUGAUCCGUAAAAAGAAAAAGAAAAAUUGGCUAGACAUUGUCCACGAGACAGAAAAGGCAUUCCCACUUAAGAAGACUAUUGUUACAAGAGAUCAAAUAAAUGAAUUAGUGAAUAUGCUUCCCACUUACCAGAGUCCUCUCAAAAGAGUAAUUAUAUCCGCUUAUGGAGCAGAAUUAUCAUCGGAGGCAUGCAGAGAUUUUGGCUUUUCCAGCAAUUUGCUGUGCAGUUCUUGUGAUCUUCUUGGCCAAUUUGGCUUGAAUCAGUUGGAUCCAUCCUGCAGAAAGUGCUGCCAAGAAGAAGUUCAAUCUGAAAUUAGAAAGCUCUACGCAGGAGCAAUCCUUGAAGUGUGCGGAUGAAAAUUGGGGAGGUUCCCUCAGGUUCAGGCUUUUGUCAAGAGCGACAAGCCCAAACUCUUCAGGGGACUGCAGAUUAAGGAAGCCCUGGAGGCCGAAUUUUCAACAAAGCUGGAUAUGACUGCACUUUCGGCAACUUUGCCUACCAAAAGACCAUUCGUAUAA
Molecule: messenger RNA, 591 nt
Organism: Thamnophis sirtalis
Lineage: Eukaryota; Metazoa; Chordata; Lepidosauria; Squamata; Natricidae
Source: RefSeq, a predicted model, not a curated record